AUGGAUCCUCCCAGGAAGAAGACCAGAACUGCUGCCGGUUCUGCACCUGCUAGCUCUGCACCUGCUAGCUCUGCACCUGCCAGCUCUGCACCUGGACCUUCCUCUGCAGCUGGCCCUUCCACUGCCCCUGCACCUGCAUCUACUUUUUCCUCUGCCACCAGUCUGCCCACCAUUGCCGAUCUAGUUGCUAAUGCACUUGUUAAUCAAGCUGUUAAUGCACCUCCACCUCCACCUGCCCCCACAGCUGCCCCAGUCAAUGCACCUGCGAGUGCACCAGCCAAUGUCCCUGCCCCUGCCACGCAGCGUCAAUUGACGGACACAGACCGCAGGCACAGAAUCGACGCUCUGCGGGCAAGAAUUAGUCCCCACCUUACCGACCGUUCCUUGUUGGAAACGUAUCUCGAGGUGGCAGAUUGGGAUGGGGAAGACGCCUUUGCCUUGUGGAAUGCCGACAGGGAAAACAUCCUUCGUGGCACUGCCGCGAAUCAAGAUAGCACAACGUUGAGCGCCAUGAAUGAAAGUACGAUCGCCGCCAGUUUCAAUGCCAUCCCGGAGCAUGAGAGACGGGAUGCCGCCCUAGCAUUCCGAUUGCAUUUCCAAUCUAUAUUCGCGGGGGAGAACUUGAGUCGUACAGAAGCAAUACUCUAUCUCCAUUUCCACAGGUGGGAUCUGGGCGACGCGCACGACAACUUAUCAAACUUGGAGGGGAUCCGGCACAGGAUUGGGGAUUAUGACCGGAUGCGAACGCCUCUCCCAGAGGAGGUCGACAUUAGCGACCUCGUUACCACGGCACAACAAGAUGAACGGCUCGCCGAGUUCAUAAGUAUCACCGGACGGCCCGAUUGGUGGUCCCAUCGCGUGGUAUUACAGGGUUUCGCUUGGGACUUGAUUGCGGCUAUCUCGUACUGGUUCUUGGAGGGAGUACCUCCUUAUCAACCGGAAAACAAAGAGAAACGGAAAUCCACCAAAAAGGACCCUGACGGGAAGAAAUAUGAGUUCGGUCUCCGGGUGGGCAUCAAUGAGAGGUCAUUAGACUGGCCAACGGCAGAGCAAUGCGAAGCACAAAGAACGGCAUUCAUGGACGAUGGUUGGGAGGCGGAACCAGACCGAUACUCCAAGCCGGACACUUCGGGGGAUGCUUCAGAGUCAGAUGGGGACGAUUCCGAUGAGAGCUCGUCAGAUGAUGACAAUACCAACAAGGGCAAGAAAGGCAAAUUGAGCGCAAAGGCCAAGGGCAAGCAGAGGGCAGUUUCGGAGUCAGACGAGGACGGUUCCAACAAGGGCAAGAAAGGCAAAUUGAGCACAAAGGCCAAGGGCAAACAGAGGGCGGUUUCGGAGUCAGAUGAGGACGAUUCCAACAAGGGAAAGAAAGGCAAAAAGAGCUUUGUGCCUAAAGGUGAAGGCUUUCUCCUCGCCGUUAAGGGUGACCCUCUGGAACCAGCAUACACGGGCUGUCCAGAUCCGUCCAAAUUCCUUAUCGAGACCAUCUCCAGAGGAAAGUAUGCUUUUAACCGCUUCAGACAGGAUGGAAGGUUCAUAUGGCCGCGCCUUAAUCAGAAUACCCAGCGAAGGACAGCGAGAGCUUCGACGGGUCGAGUAGAGUUCGAUUGGAACGACCCGUCCCACAUUCAAUUGCUGAAUAAUUGGCGUCGACAAGCACUUCUUCGAACAGGCCCAAGCAUGAGACAUGAUGCCCCUCAACCAUGGUCGAGGGAAGAGGACCAGUUCUUGAUCGACUUGACCCAGGAGCUCCAUGACGAAAUGAGUCAAGAUCCGGACUGGACCGCCGGCAGCAAAUUCAGAGUCACUACCGCGAAGAAGGCGGAGUGGAAAAGGAGGUUCAAUAAGCGGUUCACCGGCACAACUCCACCAGGCGCAGACGAACCACGCACUGACCGGACAGAAGGCGCCAUUAUGCAGCGCAGAGGUCGCAUCAGGGAGCUCAUCGAACGGUAUGGUGUCAAGAAAGACGAAGGCUACUGGGCAAAACUAGAGAUGAGCAAGAAGCGCAAGUGUUCAGAGGGCGAGGACGGGAAUGGGGGUGAGGGGGCAGGCACCGAACAGACUACUCUACCCGUAGAUGACCAAAAUGCUGGUGGCGAGGAAGAGCCCAUGGAUAUCGACGAAAACACUCAACCAGCGCAGACAUCGCAACCUCCUCGAUAUCGGGCAAACCCCAUCUUUCCCCGAGCGCAGAAUACUCAGCCUCAACAAGCGCAGACAUCCCAACCUUCUCAAUACCGGGCAAACCCCAUAUUUCCCCGAGCGCAAGGAAUUCCUCUGCAAGCACAGCCAGCUCAACUUCCACAAGCACAGGCAACUCAACCUCAGCAAGCGCAGGUCACUCAGACCGCACCACAAGAAGAUGAACAAGCCGAUGCAGGGGAGGCCGCCCCGAAGGAUACUGACUCAGAUGAUGACCUCCCUUUGGUUUUCGUACGAGCUCGUGAUCGGGGGAGGAGACCGAACUGA
This is a messenger RNA of Cladophialophora psammophila CBS 110553, 2472 nucleotides long. RefSeq lists its product as uncharacterized. Lineage: Eukaryota; Fungi; Ascomycota; Eurotiomycetes; Chaetothyriales; Herpotrichiellaceae. The coding region runs from base 1 to 2472 and encodes 823 amino acids. The record is from RefSeq and is a predicted model, not a curated record. The transcript has a single exon.